Messenger RNA from Colletotrichum costaricense, 249 nucleotides. RefSeq lists its product as uncharacterized. Lineage: Eukaryota; Fungi; Ascomycota; Sordariomycetes; Glomerellales; Glomerellaceae. The record is from RefSeq and is a predicted model, not a curated record. The transcript has 2 exons. The coding region runs from base 1 to 249 and encodes 82 amino acids.
AUGUCUCAACGAUCCGCACCGUCUGGUACCACCACCUCAAAUGGCGGGUGUAGAGCCGGUGCCUAUUACACGGCGCCAGCGCCUCAGAUGGACAGGUAUCUUCGAAGCCCGAUGGAGCUGCCCGAGAGACUUGUCUCCAUUGGGAACGGCACCUCGUCAACGCGGACGAGUUCGAGCAGCCGCCAGCAGACGCAGCGCUCCAUAACAGCGUGGGAUGCGAGAUGGACGCAAACUGGCCAAUCGUCGUGA